Messenger RNA from Brenthis ino (lesser marbled fritillary), 1872 nucleotides. Lineage: Eukaryota; Metazoa; Arthropoda; Insecta; Lepidoptera; Nymphalidae. The record is from the annotation of a GenBank genome assembly.
AUGAAGGGAACAAAAUUGCUAACAUGCGCGGGCCGCUGUGUCGGCAGUCGAAGCAACAAGCUGUUUGCAGUCCGCAGUCGUGGUAAGGCAACUGCGGCGGCGGCCGAAGCGCCUCGUGGAGCGCGUCAGAGCGCAUCAUUUACUCUGAACCUGUUCCGCGGGCAGUUCGAGCCUUCUCAGGUCUUCCCUUUCCCGGAGCCUCUUACCGAAGACCAGCGCCAGACUCUCGCGGAGCUCGUACCUCCCGUCGAAAAAUUCUUUCAAGAGGUAAACGAUCCCGCAAAGAAUGACGCUGACGCGCAGAUCGAAGAGGGCACGGUAGCGGGGCUGUGGGAGCUGGGCGCGUUCGGGCUGCAGGUGCCGACGGAGCUGGGCGGGCUGGGGCUGUGCAACACGCAGUACGCGCGGCUGGUGGAGAUCGUGGGCGCGCACGACCUGGGCGUGGGCAUCACGCUGGGCGCGCACCAGUCCAUCGGCUUCAAGGGCGUGCUGCUGUUCGGCGACGAGCGCCAGAAGGCGCACUACUUGCCGCGCGUCACGAGCGGCGAGUACGCGGCCUUCUGCCUCACCGAGCCCUCCUCUGGCUCCGAUGCCGGUUCCAUCAAGACGCGCGCGGUGCUGUCGCCUGAUAGCAAGCACUUCAUACUGAAUGGAUCAAAGAUUUGGAUAAGUAACGGCGGGAUCGCUGAAAUUAUGACUGUCUUUGCGCAGACACCCGUAGAGAAAGACGGGAAAACUGUUGAUAAAGUGACGGCGUUUAUCGUGGAGCGCGGGUUCGGCGGCGUGUCCUCCGGCCCGCCCGAGAACAAGAUGGGCAUCCGCUGCUCCAACACCACGGAGGUGUACUACGAGGACGUGAAGGUGCCCGUGGCCAACGUGCUGGGCGGCGUCGGCAACGGCUUCAAGGUGGCCAUGAACAUCCUCAACAACGGGCGUUUCGGCAUGGCGGCGGCGCUGGCGGGCACGCAGCGCGCCGCCCUGCGCCAGGCCGCCGAGCACGCCGCCACGCGCGUGCAGUUCGGCAAGCGCCUGUGCGAGUUCGGCGCCGUGCGGGAGAAGCUGGCGCGCAUGGCCAUGCUGCAGUACGUCACCGAGUCGCUGGCCUACAUGGUCAGCGGCAACAUGGACGCCGGCGCGCAGGACUACCACCUCGAGGCCGCUAUCUCCAAGGUUUUCGCCUCCGACUCAGCCUGGACCGUGGUGGACGAGGCCAUCCAGAUCCUGGGCGGCAUGGGCUUCAUGAAGGCCGCGGGGCUCGAGCGCGUGCUGCGCGACCUGCGCAUCUUCCGCAUCUUCGAGGGCACCAACGACAUCCUGCGCCUGUUCGUGGCGCUGACGGGCAUCCAGUUCGCGGGCUCGCACCUGCAAGAGCUGAUGCGCGCGUUCAAGAACCCCACGGCGCACCUCGGGCUGAUCUUCGGCGAGGCGGGGCGGCGCGCCGGGCGGGCCGUGGGGCUCGCGCGCGGCGCUGACCUGGACCCGCUGGUGGCGCCCGAGCUGCGGCCGGCGGCGCGCGAGCUGGCGCGCCGCGUGCUGGAGUUCGGCGCGUGCGUGGAGGCGGCGCUGCGCAAGUACGGGCGCGGCGUGGUGGAUGAGCAGCUCGUGCUCAACCAGCUGGCGGCGGGCGCCAUCGACGCGUACACGUCGGCGGCCGUGCUGGCGCGCGCGUCCCGGGCGCAGCGCCGCGGGCUGCCGGCGGCGGCGCACGAGCUGCGCCUGGCGGAGGCGUGGGCGGAGGAGGCGGCGGCGCGGCUGGGCGCGCUGCCCGCCGCGCUGGCACCGGCCGCGCUGGGCCGCGGCGCGCGCCUCGCCGCGCUGGGCGCCGCCGUGGCCGACGCCGGCGGGCAGAUCUCCCGCUCGCCGCUCAACCUC